This is a messenger RNA of Lathyrus oleraceus (garden pea), 552 nucleotides long. RefSeq names its product protein RADIALIS-like 4. NCBI's taxonomy places the organism in Eukaryota, Viridiplantae, Streptophyta, Magnoliopsida, Fabales, Fabaceae. Gene Ontology annotation, molecular function: DNA-binding transcription factor activity. The coding region runs from base 149 to 424 and encodes 91 amino acids. The transcript is spliced from 2 exons. The record is from RefSeq and is a predicted model, not a curated record.
UAUACAUGCAUCUCGUAACAUGUCUUUAAUCAGAAGUGUCGGUAGAUAUGUAAAUCAGGUCAUCCACAGCUAUAUAAAGGGUAGCUAGCAAUAACAGUCUCCUUAAACCUUAGAUAUACUUAGCAGUGUUGUUGGUUUGUACACUUCAAUGGCUUCAAGCUCAAAUUGGACAGCAAAACAAAACAAAAGAUUUGAGAAUGCACUAGCAAUGUUGGAGAAGGACACUCCAGAUCGUUGGCAGAAGGUGGCUAGAGCUGUGGGAGGAAAGACAGUAGAAGAAGUGAAAAGACAUUAUGAGAAGCUUGUUGAAGAUGUGAAGCUGAUUGAGGAAGGACAUGUUCCACUGCCCAAAUACACAAAUAAUGGUUGCAGUUACAUGAUGGAUCAACAAGAUAAAAGGAUGAAGGCUCUAAGUCUCCAGUAAGUGUUAUUAUGAAGGAAUAGUUCAAUAAAAUAUUACAUUUGCCAUUUUUUUUCUCUGUAUUUCCUGUACUUCCCUAUACAAUUGUAAAAAAAUAAUGCAUUUACUAUAUAUGCAAAGAUAAAGUUAUA